CUCACAUGUAAAAUUCUUUGGUCUCCGCUGGUCUCUCGUGUCGGUCUAUAUAUACCAAUCCGUUCGAAUCUAUCAACAGGGAAUAUUUGCAUCGCAAGGCACGAAAGUGCAGUCGUCACUUGCGCUUGUCAGCUGGUAUAACAAGUGCCGAAGAUUUUUCAACCACCAACUCUUAAAAGCGGCUUCUGAAGACGUCUGGAUGGCAAAGGUUUACCUUGCGGCAUGGGGCUCCUUCACUGGGCUGUUCUCUCGGCCUUGUAUUCGCUCUCUUGGGCAUUGACUUCACCACCCGCUGGUGCUCUCGUUGUACGUCAGUCUGGCACAAAUUCUGGAGAAUAUAGUACCGUGAGUGCGGCCGUAGCUGCGUUGGGAUCGGGAACUGCCAGUAAAACUAUCUUUAUUUAUCCCGGCACCUACAAAGAACAAGUGGUCUUCAAAUAUGGAGGACCAUUGACUGUCUAUGGAUACUCAGCUAGCGACAAAUCAUACAAAUCCAACCAGGUGACGAUUACCAACAAUUUGAACGCGCAGGACAACGGUGGCAAUGAUGCCUGUGCGACCGUCCGAGCGCUCAGUAACAACCUCAACCUCUAUAAUGUGAACAUAGCCAACACCUAUGGAAAAGGAAAACAAGCCACCGCAUUGUCCGCCAGGGGUACCAAACAGGGAUUCUAUGGACUCCAGGUCACUGGUUAUCAGGACACCCUCCUUGCUGACGGUGGUAAUCAAUACUAUUCCAACUCUUUCAUCGAAGGUGCAGUUGACUUCAUCUAUGGCAAAUCUUCGGCAUGGUUCGGGGAAUGCAUUCUUUCCUCCAAUGGGCCUGGUGCUAUAACCGCCAAUUCAAGGGAAUCCCCGACGGACCCCGGAUACUAUGUAUUUGACUCUUCGGAUAUAACAAGUUCUACGUCUGGCUUGACGGGACAAGUCUACCUUGGUCGACCUUGGAGGGUGUUGGCACGGGUUGUGUACCAGCGAUCCAUCUUACCGGACACGAUCAAUCCAAAGGGAUGGACGACUAUGGCUGAAGGCGCAACACCCAUCUUCAUGGAGUACAUGAACACUGGUGCUGGUGCAAAUACUUCUCAACGACAGAUGGAAACGCAACAAGCUGCUCUCAUCACCCAUGAGCAAGUGUUGGGGAGUGACUACAAUACGUGGAUCGAUAGUAGUUUCUAAAUUCGCAGAUCACCGUUGGCUCUUUCCUAUACUUCAAUAGGAGAUUCAAUUGAUUCAAUAAAUGUAAACCUUAACUUGUUA
Messenger RNA from Marasmius oreades (fairy-ring Marasmius), 1260 nucleotides. RefSeq lists its product as uncharacterized. Lineage: Eukaryota; Fungi; Basidiomycota; Agaricomycetes; Agaricales; Marasmiaceae. Bases 223 to 1179 code for a protein of 318 amino acids. Gene Ontology annotation, molecular function: pectinesterase activity. The transcript has 7 exons. The record is from RefSeq and is a predicted model, not a curated record. Gene Ontology annotation, biological process: cell wall modification.